This is a messenger RNA of Eucalyptus grandis, 908 nucleotides long. Its product is annotated as RING-H2 finger protein ATL70. Bases 153 to 659 code for a protein of 168 amino acids. The transcript has a single exon. NCBI's taxonomy places the organism in Eukaryota, Viridiplantae, Streptophyta, Magnoliopsida, Myrtales, Myrtaceae. The record is from RefSeq and is a predicted model, not a curated record.
CCACCUAGACAAUGAAACACGACUCCCUAUCUCCCUCGCAUGCUCGUCUCACGGACAACCACAACACACGCCUCCACGUUCUCUCUCUCUCUCUCUCUCCCCGUCUUCAGACCACGUUGGUGACUCCUUCGAUCGAUUGAUCCGCCGGUGACAUGAACAGCACCUCCGAUUACCUGGCCCCCGGGGAGAACACGGGAGGGUUCGCGUACAGCAUCGGGAUCUCCCUCGGCAUCCUCGCCCUCAUCGUCUUCUUCACCCUCGCGUCCUACCUCUGCACCCGCGUCCGCGACCCGCCAACCCAUCGCCACUCCCUCGCCGAGGCCGAGGACGGCAGCUACUCGAUCGGGAUUACGCUCGGCCUCGACGAGGCCACGCUGGGGAGCUUCCCAAAGCUCCUUUACUCUCAGGCGAAGGCCGCUCGCGGCGGCGGCGGCGGCUUGGCCGCGAACUCCAGCUGCUGCUCGAUCUGCUUGUCGGAGUACAAGGAGACCGACGUGCUGAGGCUGCUGCCGGAUUGUGGGCAUUACUUCCAUUCGAAGUGCGUCGAUCCGUGGUUGAGAGUCAACCCGUCGUGUCCGAACUGCAGGACCUCGCCGCUCCCGUCUCCAGUCGGGACGCCUCUCGCUGAGGUCGCCCCAUUGGCGGCGCUGCAGCGGUGAUGCAAAGUGGAAUUGCUGCGGAGCUUGUAGAAUAAAACAAAAGCCCCCCGUAAGUACAGCAGUUAAGUGAAAGUACACGUCGGACAACAGUGCCAGGUCAUCCAUGGACGAAUGUUUGCAGUGGGCAAGAUCAAUGCAUCUCCACAAUAUUAACUUUGCAUAUAGGUUUUUGCAGUAAAUAAAUUCUCUCCAAUUUUACCCUCCAUGUACAUUUACGGAUUUGAAAUGAACGUGUACGGUGAUGUUUUA